Messenger RNA from Bombus pyrosoma, 822 nucleotides. RefSeq names its product 40S ribosomal protein S5 (gene RpS5a). Gene Ontology annotation, biological process: ribosomal small subunit assembly; translation. The record is from RefSeq and is a predicted model, not a curated record. Gene Ontology annotation, cellular component: cytosolic small ribosomal subunit; ribosome. Lineage: Eukaryota; Metazoa; Arthropoda; Insecta; Hymenoptera; Apidae. The coding region runs from base 123 to 773 and encodes 216 amino acids. Gene Ontology annotation, molecular function: rRNA binding; structural constituent of ribosome; mRNA binding. The transcript is spliced from 3 exons.
GUUGAGGUUGACUAGGGUAUGUGAAAUCCGGCAGUCACAGGUCGAGGCGCCACUAGUGUCAUGGUCUUUUCCUGUUCACGCUUACUCCAAAGAAGACGUGAACGAAAUUUGUAUGAUAAAUCAUGGCUGACAUAGAAACAUAUGACGAUAUAGUGGUACCUACCACUACAACUUUGCCAGUGGCACUUUCUGCUGAAUUGCCAGAAAUUAAAUUAUUUGGUCGUUGGAAUUGCGAUGAUGUACAGGUGAACGAUAUGUCAUUACAAGACUAUAUCGCUGUAAAAGAGAAAAAUGCAAAAUAUCUACCACAUUCUGCUGGACGUUAUGCUGCGAAACGAUUUCGAAAAGCUCAAUGUCCUAUAGUUGAACGCCUUACAAAUUCUUUAAUGAUGCACGGAAGAAAUAAUGGCAAAAAGUUAAUGGCAGUAAGAAUUGUAAAACAUGCCUUUGAAAUAAUUCACCUGCUAACGGGUGAUAAUCCUUUACAGGUUCUUGUGACGGCUAUCAUUAACUCAGGACCAAGAGAAGAUUCCACGCGUAUUGGUCGUGCUGGUACAGUUAGAAGACAAGCGGUGGAUGUUUCUCCGCUACGACGAGUAAAUCAGGCCAUUUGGUUAUUAUGUACCGGUGCUAGGGAAGCCGCAUUCCGUAAUAUUAAGACGAUUGCCGAAUGUUUGGCGGAUGAACUCAUCAAUGCUGCCAAAGGUUCGUCUAAUUCUUACGCGAUUAAAAAGAAAGACGAACUCGAACGUGUUGCUAAAUCUAAUCGAUAAACAUGUUUAUUUGUGAAAACAUAAAAUAAAUGAUAUAUCUUUAAAGUGA